This is a messenger RNA of Mesorhabditis belari, 210 nucleotides long. The record is from the annotation of a GenBank genome assembly. Lineage: Eukaryota; Metazoa; Nematoda; Chromadorea; Rhabditida; Rhabditidae.
AUGUUCUUUUCGGAAAAGCAUACAAUGCUGAGCUUUAUGCGGAAGUUAUCGAGAUUGUCGAUACUUAUCGAGAUGUCAGCGUUGAAACAAGAUCUUGCUGAGAUUCAAAACGGUGAUCAAAAUAUUGUCGGUGAUCGAGGAUUGGCGUUGAGUGGAGGGCAGAGAGCACGAUUGGCACUGGCGAGAGCGCUUUAUAGUCAAGUGGGUUUA